Henningerozyma blattae CBS 6284 is the source of this 2607-nucleotide messenger RNA. It is a transcript of the gene TCO89, whose product is annotated as Tco89p. Gene Ontology annotation, biological process: TOR signaling. The transcript has a single exon. Bases 1 to 2607 code for a protein of 868 amino acids. Gene Ontology annotation, cellular component: fungal-type vacuole membrane; TORC1 complex. Lineage: Eukaryota; Fungi; Ascomycota; Saccharomycetes; Saccharomycetales; Saccharomycetaceae. The record is from RefSeq and is a predicted model, not a curated record.
AUGGGCGGCCAUAGAGGUAGAACUUUAAGAACCGAAUUUGAGUUCUCAACAGGCACCAAUUCAACUGAAAAGGGCCAAAACGCCAAUACUAAUCUAACGGCUUCCCACGUUGGAAGACACCCAAGACAAUUCUCUACUAGAUCAAGGGCAAAAAGUACCGCUAGUUUUAAAGGUUUGCAUAGAAAUUCACAAACACAUGAAACAGUAGGGAGUUCGAACUUAUCUGGAGGUAAUACAGGUUCCGAUCAACAAGAAAGUACCCGCUAUGGGUCCUUUAAAAAAUCCAAAAGUUCUGAUUUCAUAGCUAGGAAACGUACAGUAAGUGGGCUUAGCAUGACUGCUCUAAAUAGAACAAGAACCCAUUAUUCAGGAGAACCUCAUGGGAAAUCAAGCCCAACAACUCAUUUAAGAACCGCUCAUAGUGUUACGUCCACUGGAUUAAAUUGUAGUACGACACCAGUUGGAUUAAAACCAAGAAGAACAAAAAGUACUCAUUCAAUCGUAUACAUGAAGUACUCAGAAGAGGAUGGUGACAACAAUUCUAAUAAUCCGUCAAUCACAGAUGAAGAAGUUGAAUAUUUUACAGAAGAAGAAGAAGAUAGUAAGGAAAGGACACACUCGAAAAAACAUGACGUUAUUAAAAGACCCAUUACUCCAAAGAAGACCCAUUCGGAGCCACCUGUUGGAAUAAAUGAACUAGAACAAAAAGCGCAAUUAGAUUCACAAAAAUUAAGUUACAAGGCGCCAUCUGAUUUAUUGAACCCAUCUAAGACAAGUGAGGAAAACACUAACAAUAUCAAAACAACGGUAGCAGCAUUUAAUGAGAAUGCUGGUAACGAAAGUAAUGAUAAAAUAGAACCAAAUUUACAAAAAAAUAUUAACAAGAGUGAAAAUGAAACUGAAGCUAAGCAAGCUAUAACAGAUGAAAUUAAUGGAGAAAAGUUGAAAUGGACUGAGGAAAGGAAUAAAAAAAAUGAUCAUGACAAAGAUAACAAAGAUAUAAAUACUCACGAAGAUUUGAAUGAUAAUUAUUCGAGAAAAAUGAAUAGUAGUACUUCCGAAACAGUUGUUCCUAAUUUAGACGGUUCUGUCGACGAUGAUCGUUUAGAUGGGAGCGACCAGAUAGAGCAAGGGAAUAUACACAGUAUAGCCCAUGAUGGUGGUCAUAGCUUGGUAAGACACAGUACUUCAAGCUUAAGAAUGAAUGGACUAGAGGAAGGAAUCAUAAGUGGCCAAAAGAAAGCCGAUAGCAAUGGGAUUAUUGAACCUAAAUCGAAAAACUCUAAAAAAUUAACGAUUAGAACAGAUAAUACUAUUAAUCACAAUAAUUUAAUAGCUACCACUCAAAGCAAUGGAAACACGAUUAUCUCAAACUAUAAUAAUAGUACUAAUAAUGAUGGCUAUAAUAUCCAAGGCCCCCCUAGUAGCAAUGAUGAAAAAUAUAUUCCAAGCAUGAUUUUAUCUCAAUCAACGGGUGUUGAGAGACGCUUUGAGAAUCCCCCAUCUAUUACAAAUUCACUAAAUAAAAAUUUCAAUAAUCUGGAUGAUACAAGAUCAAUUGUGAAAGAAAUAUCCAAUAAAGAUAACAAUAAGUUAGACACUGACUCCAAUACGAAUCGGAAUAUGCAAAACCAAAAUAUUACCAUAUCUGAAAAUAAUAAAUUUAAAACUAUAUCUAAACAGGAUAACUUUAAAACUCAACAGCGAGGCCAGGUAAAUCAAAAUAGCUCUAAUUAUAUUUCAAAAAAUGACUUAAAUAAAACAACAUUAAGUGAGAAAGCAGGUAAUGUAGAUUUAUCUAGGCAAACAAACAAUAUUUCAACAAGGGAAAGUUUAUUUGCUGGACCUAACAAACUUGAUAAAGCAGCUGAUCAAUCAAUAAAAAAAAAAGAAGAUUCUAUUCUUCAAAAGGAACAUAAUCGCUCUUCUUUGAUUAGUACUGGAAAUUCUGCACAAAAAUCGACAUCAUUUAACAAUUUCACACAAUUUUUAAAGGAGGAUUUAGAAAACGAUGGUGAUUCUAGAACACAGAAGAAACUAUGGCUUCAAAGAGAAAGUUCUAUUCUAGAUUUAACUGCACAAAACAACGAUAGCACAUCAUUAUUUACUGCUACAAAUAUUGAGGUAAAACGUGAAUUUGAAAGAAUUUCCCAUGAGUAUACGAAUAUACGUAGAUUUGAUAAUCCAUUAAAGGAAGGUAUCUCGAGAUUAACUGCUAACGAGAAAAUCUAUUUAGGCAAGAGUAAUACCGAUGUAAAAAGUCAAGGCUUUCGAAGUAACUUAUUUUCAGGGUUUAACAAUCAAACGAAGAGGACUGAUGAUUUUUUCAAUAAUUCAGAGCUUGCUCAGCUAAAUAGAAUACUAUCAUCUAUUUGGAAAGAGGAAACUAUAAAUUUUCAGUCGCAAAGUAACCCUUUAGAAAAAGGAUCAAUUCCUAAUCAAGGCCAGCAUAUGGCACAACACAAUAGGACUUCAAUGCGAGGUAUUUUAGGCCAAAAUAGCGGUAUGCAUAAUCAAAGAUCUAUUAACUCAAUUCAACCAACUACUAGAGCAGUUAACCGUAGAAUAGAAAAUCAGUUUUCAAGUAAACAUACUACUAACUUAUAG